AUGGCUGAGGACAAGAAGGAUGGCAAAGCCGAAAUGCCCAGCGCGAGUGCACGCCCGCCACUGCCAGGCUUCUCGGCCAAGACGGAGCGCUGGGUUAUGGAGUUGGUCUAUGGUAGGCGUUGCGAAGCCGAGGAGAAGUACCUCAAGGAGCGGCAAGCAAACGUGCCUGUGACGAAGGUGCCGCUCUACAAGAACCUGGGCUUCCGUGCCAUCAAACAUCCAUCAUAUAUCGAGGUGCGCCCGGCUACGCCCUCGGUCGCCAGCAAGGCUAGCAAGGCCAGUCAAGUGAGCCGUGCCAGUCGUACCAGUCACUGCUCCGGGGCCAGCCGCAGCUGCGCCUCUUUGGGCAGACGGAUUUGCAGUCGGGGAACCCGGAUAAGAAUUUGCGCCGGAGUACCCUUGAACAUGUUGCCUAGCAUACAAGCCUUAUAG
Molecule: messenger RNA, 432 nt
Organism: Durusdinium trenchii
Lineage: Eukaryota; Dinophyceae; Suessiales; Symbiodiniaceae
Source: the annotation of a GenBank genome assembly